CCUUCUUCUAUUACCAUCAUCUUUUAAUUAUUAUUUUUUUCCUUCCUUCAUUCGAACAAGAAGACAUACCGAAGAAUUCAAAUCAUCCACCCGAGUCGGCAAGUCACCGGCAAUCAAAUUUAACAUUAGAUCCACUGCCAGAAUCCGUCUAAUUUUUCCGAUCAUCUGAUUUCUCAGUUCUCCGUCGAGUGUAAGUGUAAUUCUUGUUUGAUUCCGUUUACGUGAAUUGAAGAUUUGCUGCCGAGGAGAUGAGUGAUGUAUUUGAAGGUUACGAACGCCAAUACUGCGAGCUUUCGGCUGGAUUGUCGAAGAAGUGUACAUCGGCUAGUCUUCUCGAUGGAGAGCAAAAGAAGCAGAAAAUUUCUGAAAUAACAGCUGGACUCGAACAAGCUGAAGCUCUGAUACGCAAAAUGGAUCUUGAGGCAAGAAGCUUGCAGCCAAAUGUGAAAGCUGUUCUCCUUGCUAAACUAAGGGAAUACAAAUCUGAUCUGAAUAAUUUGAAGAGUGAAGUUAAACGACUUGCAUCAAACAACUUAAAUCAGGCUGCAAGAGAUGAGUUGUUGGAAUCAGGAAUGGCAGAUGCAUCAUCGGUUUCAGCAGAUCAAAAAGCAAGACUUCUUAUGUCAACAGAGAGAUUGAAUAAAACAAGUGGUAGAGUAAGAGACAGUAGAAGGACAAUGCUGGAAACUGAAGAGCUUGGGGUUUCAAUUCUUCAAGAUUUAAAUCAACAACGACAGUCUCUCUUGCAUGCCCAUGGAACGCUUCAUGGAGUUGAUGACAACAUAGGCAAAAGCAAAAAAAUCAUGACCAACAUGUCCCGAAGGAUGAGCAGGAAUAAGUACAUAAUCGGGUCCAUAGUUGCUGUUCUUGUUAUUGCCAUCAUCUUGAUCCUCUACUUCAAAUUGAGGAAGUAGAUUUUCAAUUUCAAGUAAACCUAUUUUAUUUUAUUUGAUAAUUGAUACUCAAGAGUGUUUCCCAACUCAUUUGUUGGCUUUUGUUAUUCUUGCAUGUGUGCUCUUCCUUGUGGAUUUGUGAUAUUUAAUUUCUAUUCAAAACAUGAAAUUCCAAAAAAAAAAAAAUCAACUUUUAUGCC
This is a messenger RNA of Lactuca sativa (garden lettuce), 1093 nucleotides long. Its product is annotated as vesicle transport v-SNARE 11. Gene Ontology annotation, cellular component: ER to Golgi transport vesicle membrane; SNARE complex; late endosome membrane. The record is from RefSeq and is a predicted model, not a curated record. Gene Ontology annotation, molecular function: SNAP receptor activity; SNARE binding. Gene Ontology annotation, biological process: vesicle-mediated transport; vesicle fusion; intracellular protein transport. NCBI's taxonomy places the organism in Eukaryota, Viridiplantae, Streptophyta, Magnoliopsida, Asterales, Asteraceae.